UCUAUUUCCCCUCUUCAGAUCUGUUUGGCAGCCGAGAAAUACCACUCUGUUUUUCCUCUUUCUUUUCCUUCGAGUUUCUUGCUCGAGAAAAAUCAAGUGGGUUUUUGUGACUACAAGAAGCAAAAAUGGAAGUCCCUGUGCUGAACAGGAUUACGGAAUUGGGAGCAGAUCUGAGCUCGCUCCCGAAUGCAAAUUUUCUCUCUCGGAUUCUCACUUCGUUUUCUCCAUCCCAACAUUUCUGGAAAUGGGGCGCCGUGGUUAUUGCUCUGUUGGCCACAUUUAGCGGCUUAAUCAAUCGGGUCAAGAUUUUAAUCAUCGUCAUUCGCCGGAGAAGAACUACUCCGAUUUACGAACCUCUCUCCCGAUCUCUCCACGGCGGAGAGAAUGGCGGUUUCGUCUCAGAGAAUCUCGGAUCUCCGCCGUUUUUCAGCUCGGAAUCGGAAGAUGAGAACGAGCUGUCGUCGCCGGAAGACGGGUCGGAUUUUGGGGUGAAGGGGUCGGGUCGGAGCUCCGAUGAUUAUUCAUGUGGGCGGCGUUGUUCUGGUCUCCGACGACGGCACUACGGCGGAGAUUCGCUGUCGUGGUCGUGUUUUGGGUCGGAGAGAAGCGUAGUGAGGCAAUGGGGUGAGGUUCAAUUGAAAUGCAAAUUUGACGAGUUGAGUGGGAGCGUGAUUUCACUGUACGAUGAGAAUGAAGAGAAGGAAAUCUGCUCCAUUUUCAGCGGCGGAGCUCCGGUGCGAGCCGCGGCCAUGUCGCCGGCGGGAAUGGUGGUUUCCGCCGGACAGAGCGUUUUCGGGAACGUAUCGGUAAAGCUUUGGGACACGCGUAGCCGGAGCCAGACGCCGAUAGUUGCGGCAGAGUGGAAUUCGCCAGCGGCAAAGAUUGUGGACGUCUAUUACGAAGAAUCGGAGAAGGUCUAUCUUAGAAACGACAGUGAUGCCAAAUUAACUGUAGCAGAUGUUAGAAAAGUCUGUUCAGCGUUAGAAAAUUCAAACUUAGGCGGCGUUGACCGCUGGUGGCAUGCUAAGGCAUAGGCCAAGGCCAAGCCUACUGUACAGUCGCCGGAGUAAUUGGUUAUCUCGAUCGUGUAAAACUCAAAUGCGAGUCAGAUAAAUUUUUCGAAUACUACGAGAAUAUGAUGCUCUCAAAUUA
Molecule: messenger RNA, 1152 nt
Organism: Momordica charantia (bitter melon)
Lineage: Eukaryota; Viridiplantae; Streptophyta; Magnoliopsida; Cucurbitales; Cucurbitaceae
Source: RefSeq, a predicted model, not a curated record